AUGUCGGCCAAACGUAUUCAAAAGGAACUUGCCGAGUGCAUGGCCUCGCCGCCUGCUGGCAUGUCCAUUUCUCUCGGGCCCGACUCCGCCAUUCACCACUGGCGGAUAACCAUCACGGGGCCUCCCAAUACGUCCUACGCUGGCGGCUCCUUUGGUCUCCUCCUCGACCUCCCCACCGACUACCCCUUCAAGCCUCCCGUGGCCAAGUUCAUCACGCGCAUCUACCACCCCAACAUCACAAAUGAUGCCGUCGGAAACAUCUGCCUUUCCAUUCUUAAGCCGGACGCCUGGAAGCCCUCGACGCGGUUGUCCGCCGUUCUCGAGGCCGUGCGGAACCUGCUAGUCGAGCCCCAACCUGACGAUCCCCUCGAGGCUAGAAUCGCGGAUGAGUACAGGAACGAUAGGGCCGAAUUUGACAAGAACGUCAAGGCUUACGUGGAGAGAUAUGCCAAGAAUAAGCAGCCCGAGUUUUAG
Parascedosporium putredinis is the source of this 474-nucleotide messenger RNA. The record is from the annotation of a GenBank genome assembly. Lineage: Eukaryota; Fungi; Ascomycota; Sordariomycetes; Microascales; Microascaceae.